Molecule: messenger RNA, 773 nt
Organism: Anolis sagrei ordinatus
Lineage: Eukaryota; Metazoa; Chordata; Lepidosauria; Squamata; Anolidae
Gene: RPS5
Product: ribosomal protein S5
Biological process (GO): ribosomal small subunit assembly; translation
Cellular component (GO): cytosolic small ribosomal subunit; ribosome
Molecular function (GO): mRNA binding; structural constituent of ribosome; rRNA binding
Source: RefSeq, a predicted model, not a curated record
GCACCACUGCGCCGGAAGUUCUUAGCCCGUGGAUAAGACUCUGGGUAACCCCGCGCGAGGUCCUUUUCCGCCGGAGCCACCGAGAGGGGAGCCGAGGUCCUCCUCCAUAAUGACUGAGUGGGAGACAGCCCCUGCUGUGGCAGAGACCCCUGAUAUCAAGCUCUUUGGCAAAUGGAGCACAGAUGAUGUCCAAAUCAGUGACAUCUCAUUGCAGGAUUACAUUGCUGUGAAGGAGAAAUACGCCAAGUAUUUGCCCCACAGUGCUGGUCGAUAUGCUGCCAAGCGCUUCCGCAAAGCCCAAUGCCCCAUUGUGGAGCGCCUCACCAACUCCAUGAUGAUGCAUGGACGCAACAAUGGGAAAAAGCUUAUGACUGUGCGCAUUAUCAAGCAUGCAUUUGAGAUCAUCCAUCUACUCACAGGAGAGAACCCCUUGCAAGUCCUUGUGAAUGCCAUCAUCAACAGCGGUCCUCGUGAAGACUCCACCCGUAUUGGUCGAGCUGGCACAGUGAGGAGGCAGGCUGUGGAUGUGUCACCACUGCGCCGCGUCAAUCAGGCAAUCUGGUUGCUCUGCACUGGGGCCCGUGAGGCUGCCUUCAGGAACAUUAAGACCAUAGCGGAGUGCCUUGCAGAUGAGCUGAUCAAUGCUGCUAAGGGUUCAUCUAACUCCUAUGCCAUCAAGAAGAAGGACGAGCUGGAACGUGUGGCCAAAUCCAACCGUUAAGAGCUCAAACUUAGAGGAUCAAAGCAAAUAAAUCAUUGGUUUUCAUACUGUU